AUGAUCGUCUCCUCAAGUCUCUCGAGCGGUUCAUUUACCUGGGUGAAACCAAACUGGAAGGAUUAUAAAGUGGAACAUCCGAAACUUGUUCGCCAUGUUAAACGUCUGCAGGAACUUGGCUUGAAGGAUCCGUGGGUCCGAAACUACGCUUGGCUAUAUUCACCUCGCAUCUAUAAGACUCCAUGGCAGCUGUGCAAGAGUUGUUUUUUCAAUCGUUUGCCGCAUGGCCUUGCUAUAGCUAUUGUAUAUACUUUUUGCCAGUCGGCGUUCAUCAAAUGGUAUAACGAGAAUGGCUACGGUGAAGCACAUGCCCAUUAG
This is a messenger RNA of Mesocestoides corti, 318 nucleotides long. Lineage: Eukaryota; Metazoa; Platyhelminthes; Cestoda; Cyclophyllidea; Mesocestoididae. The record is from the annotation of a GenBank genome assembly.